UAGGAAUCGUUGACAAGAAAAAAAGGGGGCCCUUCCUCCGGGUUUCCAGGGAACACUCGGGAUGUGGCCCAGCCUUGAAUCAUCUGGGCGCUCUCAAUGUCACUAACUGACUAUCACCGGGUGUGGCUACCGUACAUACUCCGUGUCGCUCGGUACUUUGAUAUGGAUACUGGGUAAAGAGACAUAUACCAUCAUCGCCAAUGAUUGGAGGGGGAAAGGCGGGAAGGCGGCUUGGUCUGAUGCUCUUCUCAUCCAUGAUCCCCGGUUCAUCCCAGCUUCCACCUCAACUUGACGUUCAGGCGAGCGGGGAGUGGGCACAUCGGCGUGGUAGGCAUGUCCCUUCACCUCUUUUACUUUGCCUCAUCCUCGCAUUUCUUGGGAACGCAGCGGCGGGAGCGCUGAGAACGAACGAAACGGGGGCAGAGCCAGCCGAGGAAGAGAGCCAUAGAAAACGCACAACGUUAGUCGGCGCUUGUCACUGCGGUUGCCGCACCGCACUUGGGUUGCUGGGGAUUGUGUCAUCCUUGCUUUGAUGUGCAGUCGUCGUAAGCUCGAGUGGAGACCGUCAUCUGAAUGGGGGUUCAAUGGGCUGGCGAAGUGCGCGUGUGUGGC
Colletotrichum godetiae is the source of this 612-nucleotide messenger RNA. RefSeq lists its product as uncharacterized. Lineage: Eukaryota; Fungi; Ascomycota; Sordariomycetes; Glomerellales; Glomerellaceae. The record is from RefSeq and is a predicted model, not a curated record. The transcript has a single exon. The coding region runs from base 201 to 533 and encodes 110 amino acids.